Messenger RNA from Calidris pugnax (ruff), 2991 nucleotides. RefSeq lists its product as uncharacterized. The coding region runs from base 1383 to 2705 and encodes 440 amino acids. Lineage: Eukaryota; Metazoa; Chordata; Aves; Charadriiformes; Scolopacidae. The record is from RefSeq and is a predicted model, not a curated record. The transcript has 9 exons.
AGAAGGUCGGCGCGGCGUGUCGUCAUCUCACUGAGGCGCUCCCGGGAGGGAUGCUGCGGUCCCUCUCGCGGCGUCUCCCUCGUACCGGGGUCCCAGCGCUGGGACCCGUCGACACCCCCCGGCUCUGCUCUGCCCUGCCCCCAUGGGCUCCCCCUCAGCCCCGUGUCCGCCAGCGCCUUUCCAGGGGCGCUCCUGCGGGCGGCCUCGCCGAGGGGCGCCGCGGGCCGGUGUCUGCCCGGCCCAGAGCAGCCCCUCUGCGGCCGCCGUGCUCCAUCGAGCUCAUCGGUGCUGGUCGAUAUCUAAAGGGCGGCUGUCAGGGGGAUGGAGCCAGACUCUUUUCACCUGUGCCCGGCGACAGGACGAGGGGCGACGGACACAAGCUGGAAAAACGGGAAAUUCCGUCUCAAUGGGAGGAGGAGCUUCUCGACUGUCAUGGUGCCAGCGCCCGGGAAGAGGCUGCCCGGGAAGGUGAUGGAGUCUCCUUCUCUGGAGACAUCCAAAGCCCGCUGGGAUGCGAUCCUGUCCAGCCUGCUCUGGGUAACCCUGCUCUGGCAGGGGGUUGGACUAGAUGAUCUCCGAAGGACCCUUCCAACCCUGACCUCCUCACGCUGCUCCUCAUCCUUUCCCAGUGUUGCCCCAGAGGCUCCUUUCCAGCUCCCAACAGGCUGCACGGUGCUGCAGAAGUGGGGAGAGGAAGACCUCAGUGGCAGGACAUCAGGCAGGAGCUCCUGAGCACCUUUUGUUUUUCACUGGUUCCUGGCAAGGGAGCAGGGAGCUGCUGAGAAACUCUGCAGCCUCCGUCUUGCUUUAUGUAUUGUAUAGAGCGUGGUGUAGCUGCUUGACAAUAACCCCCUGUGUUAUUAGCAGUGUUGUAAUUUCCUGCUCUCCUUUCCCCUUUGCAGAGACUCGUGAAAUGUUGCCGUGGAGCUGGAAGGGGCUCUGGAAGGAGAGGAGCUCUGUGCAGUCAGUAGUAGGCAAGACAUGAACCUUCAGUCCCAUUGGCACCGCAGCUGGGAAGACUGGGAAGGCACUGCCCAUUGGAGAGGGUCUUGCUGAGCCCCGGUCGCUGGCGAGAUGCCUGCAGGUCCAUGAAGGAGGAGGAGUCAGAAUGUAGAAAAUUAUCCUAAUGGAGUGGAGGAUCCAACUUGCUAUGGGCAGUCUCAGAUCCUUGGUGCCAGCAUUUCCGAGAUGGGAGGAGAGUAUGAAGGAAUUCACUUUGUGUCCGAUGAACUUCAUCGGUGCAGGCAAACGUGAGAACUAGAAUAGAAGUGAAAGGGAAGGAAGCAACAAGUAUGUGUCAAAUGAUGAGGCAAGAGGAGAGGAAGACUUGAGUGCAGAGAGGAACUGGGCAUCAGAAAGAGCGUGGGAAGAGGGCCAAGGGCAUGUGGCCAGGAAGAAAUCGCAGGAGGAAUCAAGCAGCGAAGAGCGAAAAUAAAAAUCAGGUUGAAGCAAGAGAAGGGGAAGGAAGAGAGACCAAGCCCACGAGCGCAGAGGGAACUGCCUGGCACAGCAGUGAGGAGGUGAGCUCCCGGCAGGGCUGCAGCUGGCCCCAGCUGGGCAGCGACCCUCACCCUGCAGGGAGAUUCGGGGACGUGCCAGCCGAUCCCACCAGAGACCCAGCAUCAUCGCUGCGUGGCCGUUGGGCAGACAGCAUGGAGCUCUGGCUGGCUGGUGGCCUUCUGCCCCUGCUGCUCCUCGCCUGGCUGCCCGCUGGACUCACUUACCAGGUUUCAGCCAUGAUCAAUGUGUCCGUAGGGUUAGAUUUUGCCUUGCAGUGCCUGCUCCAAACAAACUCAACCACCACCACCACUGGGGAGGUGAAGUGUUUUAAUUCCACCCCAAACAAUGGAGAAAAGCAGAGCAAAGGUGCUGUGGCAAUGAAAAGUAGUUCCUUCCAGCUUGUCUUCACCAGUGUGAACAAAGCACAUACAGGAACGUACACAUGCAGGAUUGAGAACACAAGGAACGUGUCUGUGAAUGGAGAUUCCAAAGAGAACAAGGAUGCCAGGCAGGCAGAAGAGUCAGACACCACCAUGGAGUGCACGUUCAAGAUUUGGUUGGAGAAUCUCACAGUGAAGUGGUACAAACCUGCAGAUCUAGAGGUGGGGAACCGAACCCACACCACGGCUCUAGGAAAAAACUGUACCAGUCCCAGCGUGUGUGCAGUCAACAUGAGAAUCUGCGAGUGUAGAGUGUCCAUCACAAGAUUAAACUUGACAGACACUGGAAACGGCAUGCAAGGGACACUUUCCAGCUGUGGCACUGAGGCACCUCAGAACAGUGUCACCGAGAAGGGCACCUCUCUGAAAGGAGAGAAAGAUGAGCAGCAAGGGGGAAAACAGAUCCUGAUGUUUUCUGGACUCAACUUUCUGCUGUGUGUCCUCUUCGGUUUAGCAGUUGGGACGCUUCUUUACAUGCCGAUAAUUGGCAUUCUGCUGUGGCAGUGCCAAAAGAACAGAAAAGAAAAGCUUGUAGCCAUGCAAGUGGUGGAGGAGGAUCAGCUCAGCACGGCAGCCCCAGUGACGGGGACUGAAGAGCUGACCUACGCUAACCUGAAGUUUGAGAAGGAGAGAAAACCCACCUCCUCCGACGUCAUUUACACCAAGAUCAAACCACUGCAACAAAAGCAGGGUGGUGGGGAUGGUGGGGAUGCUGGUGCUGCCAACACAGAAGUGGAUGUGUUCCCCGAGGGAGAGGGCAAAUGAAGGAGAAAAGAGGGAUGAGCAGCUUGGUGUGCCCUUGUCAGGGUCAUCAUCCCCAAAAAAUAGGUGUUAGUUUGUAUGUAAGUGCAAUCUUGGCAACUGAAGCCACCUAUUUAUCCCCAAAUGGCUGCACCACUGUGCUUUACAGUCCCUUGGAAGAAGCCAUCUCCUGUGGUAAGGACAGUGCUCUUCCAACCAUUCUUGCCCUUGCCUUCCCGCAGCCCCAGGCACCACCAAGCUUCAGCAACUCCUUUUGUGGUCUCUGCUCAUAAACAGGCUCUUCUAGCAA